GGCAGCGUGACGUCACGCGGCGCGCCCGGCGCCACACGCACGGUGAGGACAGGGGCCGCCGCCGACUCCCGCACUCACCGCGGCGGGGCUGAGGGGAGCAGGGCCGAGCUGCGGCGCGAGGGCGGAGAGCGCGGCGUGGAGGAGCUUCUGCCAGAAGAGCUGAACGUGAGAAGGCAUUUCUAAGUCUCUGAAAUGAGGAGUGGCAAGGCUGCACGGCUGGUGGCAAGCUCACCUUGCCGUAGAGUUCACCUGAAAUCUGCUGGCUUUGUAACAACUACUUAAGAGAUAUUUAAAGAAGCUUUUUCGUGUUUCCUUUCCUCACCGCCUCUCCGCAGCUGCAGUCAGCAUUUGUGUUCCUUCUGAGGCUGGCAAAGCGCGCUCUGCCCAUCCCAUGCAAAUCAGAAUUGGAGCUGUAGAGUGAAUAAAUUGAAGCGUUUGUUCCAAAGUGAUUGGCGAGCUGGGGCUGCCUCUCUGUUCUAUCACAGAUCCUCAAUGGAGUUUAUGAAACAAGGAGCCUUCAAAUGAUGGCGAUGCUUACAGCAGAACAGGCUGGGAGUGAAGCGUCAGGAAGCUUUAGCUAAAAGCACAGAGCACCAAAUUGUGCCUUUGGGUCAGCAGCUGUGCCUCUGCAUUUGUAACAGGAAUCACCACAGACGACAGAGAGGUGAAACGAUGUCCAAGUUGCCAAGCCUCUUGCAGUGAUGUGGGGGCAUGUGUUAGGAAUCAGAUUCUGCAGUAGCUGUGGUUCUGUGCACCAUGUUCUGUGCACCAAGGUGGUGGAGGGCCUGCUCUUCCCAGAGGACAGCAGUGACCCUGCUCCUAACUGUUCUGGUCUGAUGUCAGGGUACAUUCAGCAACUGGAGCUCCAGGUUGGCAAGUAGGUCCCAAGACAGCCCAGUCAUGUGCUGUGCUCAGCAUCUGCACCUCAUCGCACUCAUGCACUUACUUUGCAGCGCUGCUGCAUUGUCCUUCACAGACAGUAAAGUACCUUUGACAAUCCCUAAAGUCAUCAUUUUGGUAAAUCUAAUCCAGGUGGAGUGGGAUCUGUCUUUGGGGAAGGAGCAGUGUUGCAGCUCCUGCAGUGUUUGUCUUGGGGAUGUUUGUGGUCUGCGCUGGAGCAGUGGCACCACUUACAUGACAAAGUACUCAUUUACACAGAAUGAGAAUGGGAUUUAAUUCUUCAUUUCUGACACAGAUUCUUGGCACACCUGGAGCGUGGGUUCAGCAGGCAGCCAGCUCUCCAAAAAUCGGGGAGGUCAGGACUUUCCUAAACUCACAGUCUGCCUCCUGCGGUGCUCAGAUAACAUCGCUUUCAUCACUUCUUCAUCACAUCAGACUCUGGCUGGAUCACUGUUGCAGUAGCACAGCAAAUGAGCUGCUCGGCAUCUGGCAUCGAUACUGGCGUUCAGCAGCGCUGCAGUGCUGUCACUGUGUGCUUGAUUCACAGAUACGAAGGCAGUGGCACAGACAGGGUCAGCGUUGUUACAACACAACGGGGACACCUCAGAGUUUCGGUGACUCACCCAACGCCUGUUGCAAAAUCGCAGUGAAAGGAAACACGGCCGUUCCCGAGCUGGGGCUCUGAUUCAGCAAAGCACUGCAACGAGCACUUAACUUCAUGCAGGAGCUCAGGCUGCUUGCAUGGGGGCAGAUUUAAGUCUCAGUGCCAAUGCUUUGCUGGACUGGGUCUUCAGGUUUCAACAGCGAAUUGCUUUUUACAGCUAUUUCAAUUCUUUCUUUAGGUGGUGGAAAUACUCUUACGCCAAUUGAAUUGUGUGGAAAAACAGUACACGUGGUGGUCUUCCACACGCACUGGGGCUUUUGUGGUGUUGGUUUGUUUCAGAUGACAGCAGUCAUGCGACAAGAAGUGCUGGGCCUCUACCGCAAGAUAUUUCGGAUAGCCAAAAAAUGGCAGUCAGCAUCAGGACAGGCGGAAGAAACUACUGCAGAGAGGGAGUACAUCAUAAAGGAAGCCAAAACAUUGUUCCGAAAAAACAAAGAUGUGAUGGAUCCAAAGCUGAUUAAGCAGUGCAUAGACGAAUGUGAGGCAAGAAUACAAAUUGGACUUCACUACAACAUCCCCUACCCAAGACCUAUCCAUCUGCCUCCCAUGGGUCUUACCCAGAAACAAGGCCGUACAUUUCGACACCAGGAAAAGCUGAGGAAGAUUUCUAAGCCAAUAUACCUGAAAUCCCAUGACGAAAUUUCAUAACCCAUCAUUUCAGCUGUGAUGUGUUGGGACUGCAGUGCAGGUGGUUUGCGUGCACAGCUGUGAAUGAAGCUGUUCCGGUCACUUGCUUCCACAUCACCUGAGGCCUCACCAGAAAGCUACAGAUGUGAUGCACAUGAUGGCCAGGGCUGGGCAGGUAUUUGCUACAGCUCAGCCACUGACUGAUCAAUAAAAGUGGCACUUGGCAAGGAGUGAGGCGUGAUGCUUUGACAUCAGGACAAAUUACAACAGUUUUUCAAAUCCUCUUAAACUAUAAAAGGGUUCUUCCAUGGUUUGAGAAUUAUACAUGCUCAGUUAUGAUUCAGGGCAAGGGUCAGCAAAAAGAAACAUGAUGGUUUCAUAGUACCUUUAUGGUGCAGUGUAUUUUCUAAAGAGACAGUAGCAAAGGCAUGACAGAAAUGCCACUGUUCAUUUUCUCUUUUUUCUUUUUUUUUUCUUUUUUUUUUUUUUUUGGUAACUGCUCAGCAAUAGCCGGAGCCUCUGUGUCAGCUCCUUUCUCCCAUCCUUUGGGGAGGAGGAGAAAUAACAAUUUGUAUGGCUAAUGAAGGUCCUGCUGCUGUGACUCACCUGGCAAAUAAAUGGUCACGUAAAUGAGCACUCUAAAUUUACUGUCUGUGUUAUAGUCACAACUCUUUCCUGAGUGAGCAUCAAUCUCUAAAAUUGAAGACUACUUACACCAAAUGGAAGUCAUAGUACGAGUUUAGUUCUGAGGGGAAGGAGAACCAGCCUCAACAGAGUGUGUGCUGGGGAGGUCAGAGGAGGCAGAUUUCUCAGCCAGCACUUGUAUUAAAUUCUGUGAAGAAGUGUUCCUAUACGUUAAUUUUAAUUGCAGGAAGAUGCUGUCCUAAAAUGCCUCCUAGUUCCUGAGAGUCUGUGAUGCACUGGAUUCCUGCACUUCCUCAACUCUCCCUUACUCUCCUUCCAGUAAAUCCUGCCUGUUCCCUGCACAUCACUCUACUCAGGGGGUCUGGAAGCAGUUUAGAAUAACAACCCUCAGGUUCAUUUGAUAUUCUUUCUGAAGGAAAGCUGAGCCAGCUGUCUGGAUGCCUGCAGGUGAGCGGGUCAGCAGCGCAGGUGUGGUUUCUGGAUAAAACAUCUGGCCUUGAAUAUCUGAAUAAUGUCUUCUUUCUGGAAAUCCACACCCCACCAGCUAAAAGGUUACUGGUAGCCAGAGACUUAGGAGACCAAACUGAGCACUAAUGUUAGCAACAAGCAUAUCAGUGCAUCUCAGACAUGGCACCCACUUACCCGGUGUGCCCAAGCUGCAUUUCCAGGGGUGAAAAAACUCUUCUUACACUGUGGCAGUGCUGUGAUCUAUUCCAAGGGAAGUGUCACAGCAGUGCAUUUAAGAAGGAAUAAGUCAUCUGAUGUAUCCCAGUGAUGCACGUUUGCGUCUGUAACACAGUUAGAUCCUGUUUAUGGCCCCACUGCCUAUCUGUCAGAACUUAGGCCAGUAACAUUCAUCUUUUAUCCACAGACAGAAUGUCACUUAUCUGAUCAUACCUCUGCGUUCAGUUUCAGGAAUACAAAUUACAGGAGGGACCUGCAAGACCUGCACCUGUCACUAAUAUUUCUAGUUAUCCAAAUAUUCUAGAUUACAGAAACAUGUCCAAAGAAUCUGGGGCCUUUUUGCCUUCUCACUGUAUCAUUUUCUCUUUUCACAACCCAACAAGUGUAGAAUGAGAGGCAGCACUUUCUACUUCUGAAACAUCUUUUUGCACAGAUAAGGCAUAAGAAAAAAGCUUCAUCUCUGAGAAAACAUUCUGGCCCUGCCUGUUGUGCAGCAUCCCUCGCUGAACUGCUGUCUGCUGUUUUUUAGGAAGGAAUGUUUUUGUUCUGUAAUGCCUGUAUACAGUAUUUCCCUGUCUGCCUCGAGUUAUUAGUAAGGCUGAGAUUUAGAUUUUCAGAAAUUAUGGGUUUUUUUAUUCUGGUUUGUAAUAGGAGUUUCUAAUUGAGAAAUACUAGGCCCACAGAGCCAGAUAUUCUGCUAUAACUGCCAUUACAUGGAAUUUCAGCUGUCUGCCUUCUUUCCCAUUUUCAUAGUGGAAUUAAAGUCAGUCCAACUAACA
Molecule: messenger RNA, 4299 nt
Organism: Gallus gallus (chicken)
Lineage: Eukaryota; Metazoa; Chordata; Aves; Galliformes; Phasianidae
Gene: LYRM1
Product: LYR motif containing 1
Exons: 7
Coding region: 1670-2212 (180 amino acids)
Cellular component (GO): mitochondrion
Source: RefSeq, a predicted model, not a curated record